Messenger RNA from Phragmites australis (common reed), 2037 nucleotides. Its product is annotated as cold-responsive protein kinase 1. Gene Ontology annotation, molecular function: ATP binding; protein kinase activity. Lineage: Eukaryota; Viridiplantae; Streptophyta; Magnoliopsida; Poales; Poaceae. The transcript has 8 exons. The record is from RefSeq and is a predicted model, not a curated record. Bases 586 to 1764 code for a protein of 392 amino acids. Gene Ontology annotation, biological process: protein phosphorylation.
ACGCGGUCAGCGCCCCCGCCCCCGAGACCCUGAUGCCAGCCGGAGCGCGGACGCAACCGCCCGAUGGAGCGCGGACGCCGCUGGGGUUGAGACUGUGGGUGGUUGGUCGCUGCGCUGGUGGUAGGAAGAGAACGUGGACUUUCACGGGGGUGGAUGCGCGGCACUCAGAAGUCUGGACUCCGAGGAGUCUGACCGCGCGCGUUGCCAUUGCCACAGAAACGAGCAAAAGCGAUAGCUAGCGAGCAAGCGAGGCAGACGCGGUAGACCGGGUAAAAGCGCCGGGUUUCGGCCGCCUCCUCCACUCCCCCCUCCCCCUCCCUCCACCUCCUCAGGUAAGCGGCGUCGGCGCGGCAACGCUGCCAACGCCAGAGCGCUGGGGCGCCGCCGGGGGGAGAGAACAAGAGGCAGGGACUAAGAUCUUGGGCUGCUGCUUCUGGUACCUGCUGGAGCUAUCCCAUCUUCCCAUCGAUCAGAUUAUUGGUGAUUUUGUCCUCGAUUUCGCCCCUUUCGGUCGUCUGCUGCUGUCGAGUACAAUAGUUCUGAGCACGAAUUAGAUCUGGCUUUGCAUAUAGUACUAAUUAGAACAUGGGGAGCUCCGUCAGUUGCCUGUUGGGCGGCUCCAAGUCGAGGCGAUAUCAGAAUGGUCAUCCCGCGGAUUCGUCUCCACGUUCAGGCCAUGUAUUAUCAAGAGCUGGAAAUAAUGUACAAGUCUUCUCCCUAAAUGAACUGAAGUCUGCCACACGAAACUUUCACAUGAUGAACUGUAUUGGCCGUGGGGGUUUUGGAACGGUGUAUAAGGGAAACCUGAAAGAUGGCACUCAAAUUGCAAUAAAAAAGCUUUCAGCUGAAUCAAAGCAAGGAACUAACGAAUUCUUGACAGAGAUUAAUGUCAUAUCAAACGUCAGGCACCCGAACCUUGUACAGCUGAUUGGGUGUUGCGUUGAAGGGAAUAAUAGACUGUUGGUGUAUGAAUAUGCAGAGAAUAACAGUUUGGCAAAUGCUUUGCUUGGAUCAAAGAAUAAAUGUAUUCCAUUGGACUGGCAGAAAAGAGCUGCUAUCUGUAUUGGGACUGGUUCUGGCCUUGCGUUUCUUCAUGAGGAAGCACAACCACGCAUUGUCCACCGUGAUAUCAAGGCUAGCAACAUUUUACUUGAUAAGAAAUUACUGCCUAAAAUUGGAGAUUUUGGACUGGCCAAGCUUUUUCCGGAUACUAUCACUCACAUUAGCACACGUGUUGCAGGAACAACGGGUUAUUUAGCGCCAGAGUAUGCCUUGUUGGGACAGUUAACCAAGAAAGCAGACAUAUAUAGUUUUGGGGUGCUUGUUCUAGAAGUGGUAAGUGGUCAAAGUAGCAGCAAGUCGACUUGGGGCCCUGAUAUGCAUGUCCUUGUGGAAUGGACAUGGAAGCUGCGGGAAGAAGGAAGGCUUUUGGAAAUUGUUGAUCCAGACAUGGGAAAGUACCCAGAGGAGCAAGUGCUUCGUUUCAUCAAGGUGGCGCUGCUGUGUACGCAAGCCACAUCCCAGCAGAGGCCAUCCAUGAAGCAGGUUGUGCAUAUGCUAUCUAACCAAACAGAAAUCGAUCUGCAAAAUGUCGUCCCACCAGGUGUGCUGAAAGAACCUCGCCACCGUACCGGUGGUUUUGGGGGUUUGACAGUAGACACAUCCUCAAGUGAGAGCACCAAAUGCAAUCCAGCUGAAUCCGUUAGCACACAGACCAACAUGAACAGCUACCAGUUGAGCACGACUGAGGUGUCGCCAAGGUGAUGCUGUCGACUAUCGGCUUGCAAGCUUGUUUGCCAUCUUCGGAGGGCUCUCACACUCCCAUGAUUCUUUACUGUGCUGAACGCUGACAAAUUCUCUUGAUAUGAAAAGCCCUUGUUCAUUUCAUCCUGAUUUUAGGAACCUAAUAGAAUGUGAGGGCCGUUGUUGCGAAUUGCUGAUGUACAGGAAUUGUAGUUCGCCUUUUUUCUCGAAGGAGGAAUUGUAGUUCACUUGACAAUGGACAUCAUAUGUUCUUUAAAGCCCGUUGUAGGGAUA